Molecule: messenger RNA, 2298 nt
Organism: Verticillium alfalfae VaMs.102
Lineage: Eukaryota; Fungi; Ascomycota; Sordariomycetes; Glomerellales; Plectosphaerellaceae
Product: alpha-L-fucosidase
Exons: 1
Coding region: 1-2298 (765 amino acids)
Biological process (GO): carbohydrate metabolic process
Molecular function (GO): alpha-L-fucosidase activity
Source: RefSeq, a predicted model, not a curated record
AUGGACAACAUUGACCCGAAUCUCACUCUUCACUAUGAUGCCCCUGCGGCCUCGUGGUCGGAGGCCCUGCCAGUCGGCAACGGCCGGUUGGGCGGCAUGGUAUAUGGGCGAACGUCGACCGAGCUCCUUCAGCUGAACGAAGACUCGGUCUGGUACGGCGGGCCUCAGGACAGGACCCCCCGAGAUGCGCGCCGCCACCUCGACACCCUGCGCCAGCUGAUCCGAGAUGAGGAGCACGCCGCCGCCGAGGCCCUCGUGCGCGAAGCCUUCUUCGCCACACCCGCGAGUAUGCGGCACAGUGAGCCACUCGGGAACUGCACACUCGAAUUCGGCCAUGAGGCGCAGGACGUGACUGGCUACCGUCGGUCCCUUGACCUGGCCACUGCUCAAGCAACAGUCGAGUACCAGUGUAGAGGCGUCUCCUACCGACGGGAAACCAUUGCAAGUUUUCCCGACAAUGUCGUCGCCCUGCGCUUCUCUGCGUCGGAGCCUACAAGGUUCGUCGUUAGGCUCAACAGGGUUAGCGAGAUUGAGUGGGAGACAAACGAAUUUCUGGACAGCAUACAGGCCGCCAACGGGCGCAUUGUCCUCAAUGCCACCCCUGGUGGCAAGAACAGCAAUCCACUCUCGCUCGUCCUGGGCAUAUCGUGCGACGCCAGUGAUGAUGGAGGAUCAAUCGAAGCCAUUGGCAACGCCCUCGUGGUGAAGGCUUUCAGUUGCACUCUAGUCAUUGCUGCUCACACGGCAUUUCGAAAUGCUGACCCCGAAGCUGCUGCGCGCCAAGAUGUUGACAAUGCUCUGAAGCGGAGCUGGCAUGAACUCGUGCUGCGCCAGCGGACUGACUAUGCCAGCCUCUUCCAACGGUCGAGUCUCCGCAUGUGGCCCGCUGCGCAUGACCUGCCGACGAAUGAACGAAUCGAAAAGAAUCGGGAUCCGGGACUUGUCGCUCUGUACUACAACUAUGGGCGAUAUCUCCUCAUCUCAUCCAGCAGAGAUUCGGACAAGGCGUUGCCAGCGACCUUGCAGGGCAUCUGGAACCCAUCGUUUGCACCACCCUGGGGCUGCAAGUAUACGAUCAACAUUAACCUGCAGAUGAAUUACUGGCUGGCAGCGCCCGGCAACCUUGUCGAGUGCGCGCUGCCCAUGCUGGGUCUGGUCGAGAGAAUGGCCGUCAGAGGCGCCAAGACGGCGAGGAUAAUGUACGACUGCGGCGGAUGGUGUGCGCAUCACAACACCGAUAUCUGGGCAGACACCGACCCGCAGGACCGCUGGAUGCCCUCCACCAUCUGGCCCCUCGGAGGCGUCUGGCUCUGCAUCGACGUGUUGGAGAUGUUGCUGUAUCACUAUGACCGGAAAUUACACGAACGAGCGGCGGUUCUGCUGGAAGGUUGCAUCGUCUUCCUGUUAGACUUCUUGAUCCCGUCAGCUUGCAGGACGUUUCUUGUGACCAAUCCGUCGCUCUCGCCAGAAAACACAUUUGUAUCCAAGUCGGGUGACACAGGCAUACUCUGCGAGGGUUCAGCCAUUGACACGACCAUUGUCCGUAUUGCUUUUGAGAAAUUUCUUUGGAGCACUGCCAUUCUUGAAAAGGGCAAUCCACUUGUGCCCAAGGUCCGAGAUGCCAUGGCCAGGCUGCCUGAUCUGACGAUCAACAACGACGGUCUCAUUCAAGAAUGGGGUCUCAAGGACUACAAGGAGCACGAGCCAGGUCAUCGACAUGUCUCUCAUCUCUUCGGACUUUACCCAGGCGAGAGCAUCAGCCCCGUCACUUCACCGAAGCUCGCAGCUGCGGCGAAGAACGUCCUCGAUAGGAGAGCGGCGCACGGUGGCGGUCACACCGGCUGGAGCAGGGCCUGGCUGCUGAACCUGCAUGCUCGAUUGCACGACGCCGACGGAUGUGGCAUUCAUAUGGACAACUUGUUGAAGAGUUCCACGUUGCCUAACAUGCUGGACAACCAUCCCCCGUUUCAGAUUGAUGGAAACUUUGGCGGAGCGGCGGGCAUUUUGGAGUGUAUAGUGCAAUCGCGGAUCGUCUGGGGAGCAUCACGGCCGGACUGCAUAGAGAUACGCUUGCUGCCGGCCUGCCCAGAUGCGUGGUCGGCUGGCGAGCUGAGGGGCGUGCGGGUCAAAGGCGGGUGGUUGGUGAGUCUGGCCUGGAAAGAUGGUCGAAUCGAGGAGCCUAUUGAGCUCGAGGCAACCGACCUAGAAUGCCCUGAAGUUCGUGUCUUCUUCCCUGGUGGUUCAGCAGUUGUGGUGCGGGCUAGCGGGCCAGGAAAACAAAGUGUACGACAGCCAUGA